Molecule: messenger RNA, 1152 nt
Organism: Clarias gariepinus (North African catfish)
Lineage: Eukaryota; Metazoa; Chordata; Actinopteri; Siluriformes; Clariidae
Gene: ndr2
Product: nodal-related 2
Exons: 3
Coding region: 1-1152 (383 amino acids)
Biological process (GO): SMAD protein signal transduction; BMP signaling pathway
Cellular component (GO): extracellular region
Molecular function (GO): growth factor activity; type I activin receptor binding; cytokine activity
Source: RefSeq, a predicted model, not a curated record
AUGUAUCGGGCGGGAGUGCUGCUGCUCCUGCUCCUCCUCAGCGGUGUGGGACGAGGCUCGGGCUCGGCGCCGGGUUCAGGGUUCGGAUCUCAGAGGAAUGAGACUCUUCACUUUCCAUCCUACAUGAUGCGACUGUAUCGCAGCUUCAGCACCAAUCAGACGCCUGCAACUCCAACAUCAUCAUCACCUUCAUCAUCAUCGUCGCUCCGUCAGCAUCAUACGGAUCAAGACCGAGUGCUGAGAGCCGACACGGUGCGCAGUGUCGCCCCCAAGAGUUUAAUCUUUCGGGACAGGAACUGGAUCACGACCUUUGACCUUUCCACUUUGCUCUCAGAGCACCACGUCCAGGCGGUCGAGCUGAGGAUCCGGGUUCCCGUGGCGUCUGAACACCCGAGCGUUACCGUGGAGCUGCGCCAUCAUCAGGACCGGCCGUGUCCCAAACGCGGCGCCUGUAUCGAGGACCAGUCGCUGGGAUCCCUCCCAGAAUCCUCUCUGAUCAGCUCGUCCAGCCAGUGGAGAGUGUAUAACGUCACGGCUCGGCUGCUCCGCUGGAUGGACGAUGCGCUUUCGCAGAGGAGGAGGAGGACGAGGGCGAAGGUCAAAGGUCAGACCCCUGCAGGUGUCAAAGUGGUGAACGCAGGGACGAACCGAGCGCUGCUGGUGGUCUUCUCACACGAGGGGUCACGGGGCGGAGAGCAGGACAGAGCGAGUCUCCUGCGGACGGCCGAACGGUCCAAGUUCCUCCUGAGCGCAGAGGGGCAGGUGCUGAGGAGGGUGAAGAGACAGAAGAGCCGCCGCAAGAACGACAAGAACGAGAGGGAGAGAGAGAGCGAGAAGAGAAACCACUGCAGGAGAGUGGACAUGCACGUCGACUUCGACCGGAUCGGGUGGGGCUCCUGGAUCGUCUUCCCUAAAAAGUACAACGCUUACCGCUGUGAGGGGGCGUGUCCCAAUCCACUCGGAGAGGACUUCCACCCCACCAACCACGCCUACAUGCAGAGUUUACUGAGACACUUCCAGCCGAGCCGAGUGCCCUCGCCGUGCUGCGCUCCGAUCCGCACCAGCGCCCUCAGCAUGCUCUACUACGAGAACGGAGAGAUGACGCUGCGCCAUCACGAGGAGAUGGUGGUGGAGGAGUGCGGCUGUCACUGA